AUGCAAUUAGAAGAUCUUGCAAAUGAACUCAUCUAUGAAAUUUUUGAUUAUCUCGAUACUUGUCAUGUUUACGAAGGUUUUUUCAAUCUUAAUACACGAUUUCAAAAUAUUCUUAUCGAUUCAACCUUUCCUAUUCACAUCAAUAUUUCACUUAUAUCUAAAUCGAAAUUUCACCGUUAUUAUAUUGAUUUCAUUCAACGUAAUAAACAUCGAAUUCAAUCACUUCAUUUAUCAGAUCCUUUCACUAUCGAUUUCUUUUCUUCAUCAACAGCAGAUAUUACAAAAUGUUCUCAACUUCAAACACUUGUUUUAAAUGAAAUUGAUUCACAAAGUCUAGAAAAUCUUCUUAUCGGUUUAACUUCUUUGAACAAUCUUUCUUCAUUAUCUAUUCAUGUUGGUCGUGAUUCAAAUAAAAUUACUAUUUACAAUCUGAUAUUUCAUUUAUCAAUAUUAAAACAUUGCAAAAUAUCUUUCGAAGAGAAUGUUCCAUUAGAAUAUUUGCCUAUGUCUAAGAGUCCAUCAAGUUCUAUUGAACAUCUUAUUAUUAAUGAUAACUAUAAUCUGAAUGAAGUUGAGGCUAUUUUAUCAUAUGUUCCUCAUAUUCGUCGUUUAUCCAUCGAAUACCAACAUAGACCUUAUCCACAAGCAGCACUAAUAUUUUUAACGGUAUUAAAUAAUUUAACACAUGUUUGUGUCACAGGAGACAGUCUAACAAAUGUUGGCAUCGAACAAUUUAUCAAAAACUAUUUUCGCCAGAUUAAAGUGUUACACAUUUCGGCAAAUCAGUCUUUGUCAUAUUCUGGCACAUGGCUAAAGCCAAUUUUAUCUUAUUUACCGCAUGUACAUGUCUUUGACUUUGCUGAUAGGGAACUGCAAAGUGGUCCCGGUCCCGGUCCCGGUCCCGGUCCCGGCGGGACCGGGACCGGGACCGGGACCAAAAUUUGA
Rotaria sp. Silwood2 is the source of this 945-nucleotide messenger RNA. The record is from the annotation of a GenBank genome assembly. Lineage: Eukaryota; Metazoa; Rotifera; Eurotatoria; Philodinida; Philodinidae.